AAAUGAUAAUUAAGAUGCCAGUAGUGAAACCAAAACAAAAGUAUUCAAACACACAAGAGCUGUAAAAAUGCUUUUUUGACAAUUAGUCACAUGUUAUUACUUGUCCCUAUGCUACUUGGAAAGAAGUUGUUCUGCAUGGCUUUAGAGGAACACCAUUUUAUACUAGUGUCCAAGAUAAACCUCGCUAUGAUGCUAUUUGGCUCAAUGAUGAAUUCACUUGGCGAUGAAUAUAUGAUUCUUUUCUAUAUGUAUUUGUCAGGUAAACUGGAAAUGCAGAAAUGAGCAUCAUGUCAUAAGGUUGGUCCACCGAAAAUCACAAGACUUGAUCGAAAAAGCUAAGGAAGAUGCAAUACUAGAAGUGAUCGGCCGGCCCGUAACGUGUUUGAUUUUAUUUUCCUUUCAUAUGAUUAUGGUUUUUAAAGAUUAGUCUAUAGUAUUUCCUUUUGGCUUAUUACCAAGCAAGCUGUCAAUUAAAGGUCUCUGACCAUUUGUGUCAAUCAUUCAUAACCAACAACAGCCAUACUUCUAAAUUAUGAUAAGCAUGGUAAUUGACAAAAUAAUCACAAGAAUAUAGUAACUAUAAUCGUGAUGAGCUGUUUGACUAUAAUAAUUAUGUAAGUUGUUGGUCUUCAAAGUCCUUCUACAAAUGGCCAUGGCUAAUUAAUUUUCGAACUCAUUAAAAGAAAGAGUUUGAUGACCUUUUAAAAGCCACCUUUUCUAAAUUAAUAUAUACGAACAAGCCAAUCUCUGCCUUAUGACAUAGUAUAACUUAUCUUUAGAAUUCAGUGGAAAAAAAAAAUAUCAUUAGAAGAAUGAUUAAAUACCAAAUUAAUAGAAAUUACGAGUCUAAUGUUUAUUCCACUAGCUUUCUUUACCCUAAUUUUCUUUUGUGUUUUUGAUGUAAAAAUAAUUAUUUCUUUAGUUUUUUUUUUCUGUCACAAAAAUUAUUUCUUUAGUAUCUAAGACUUUUUAAACGAAUAUUCUAGUAUAUACACUAAUCAAUUAACAGAAGACAGCUAAUUCGCUUGUGAGCAGUCCAUUAAUAUAUAUUGUGUUAGGUUCCCCAAUAGCAAGUCUAUUGUAGAAAAAGGUUUUGGAUGAGUGUUUUACACGAUAUUAAAGCUUUUCUUAUAAUUUCAUAUUUUUGUGAAAGUAUUGAACAAAAAACUCUUAGCUCAAAUUCAACAUAUAUUCGUACACAGGUUGCAGUAUAUCAUAAUAUACUUGACAAUAUUUGCGGAUCCGUGAAUCACUCUUUGCUAUAAAGGCCUCGAAACAAGAUUAGACAUAUGAUAUGAUAUCUAACACAUGGUCCAAUACAAUUAAAAUAUGAUAUCUAACAAUUGGGUUAAUCCUUUUGAUACUGCUUUUAUACAAUUAUAGUUUAUAAUAAUUGGAUAGGAAGAAUAUGUUAUAUGCAAACUAAUACAAAUCAGUUUGUGUAGUUUAAUCAGUCUAUUUUUCAGGUGGUCAGCGUAAUUAUGUUGUCAACUUCACGCCCUAACAGCUAGUCAUCGGUUGCUUAAAACGUACACAAAGACAAAACUCCUAAAGACAUGGCUCGUGACUUUGUCAUUUCUAUUCUAAUAUAUCUAUUUUACCCUCCUCCUCACAUUUUUCACACAAUCAUCCAUCGCUGAUUCAUUGCGUCCGUCCGUUAAACCGGUUUAACUAACAUCAAGACUGGGUUAUUCUAUUCCAUCACCACAACAACAUUGUGACGAGACUAAACCGUUUCUCAUUACUAUUACUAUUACUAUUACAGUUACUAUUAGUUAUAUUUUUGGAAAGUAAUCUUAUGAAAUUUGUGGUGCCAUUUUCACAAAUACUUUUUAAAUAUUUAAUCUAAAACUUAUAUAAUGCCUAAUCAAUUAGUUGGAUUUUUUCUACAUACUUUUAUUAAAUUUACUAUAAAACUUAUUAUAUAUAGUGGUGCUGUAUAAUAUUUUUUUUAUAUUGUUAGUCAUUUAUCUGUAAAUACACAAUAUUAUAUAUAAGUAUCUUUCCAGACGGUUUUAGCAAAAGAAAGUUGAUUUUUUUUUGCUGACUAAUAUUGUGAUCAGUAUGGUAAUUGGUAAAUGUUGGAGAUGUAAGUUUGGCCGCCAAACAGCCAUCUAAACGUCUACGCAGUUGAUUUUUUACUAGUUGUACGACUAAUUAAAGCCUAGUGUAGGCACUCUUCUAGCUCUCAAUCUCAAGUAAGUCCUCGUUGGCGUCGAUGGCCUGAAACACCAAUUUGAUACUAUUGAGAGCAAAACGUAAAUAGUGUAAAAUUAUAGGGUAAACGUAAAACCUGGCCCUAAACAAAAGGAUGACAUAAAGCAAAAAAAAGAAUGUAGCUUUAAGAAACAAGAUCUUUUUUUUUUUUUUUUUUUUUUUUUUAAGAAACAAGAUCUUAUUUAAGAAAUAAGCUUCUCUCUCAGAUUAACAGAAGAAGGCCACGAAAGAAUAAGAUUCUUAAGACCUAAAGGUCCUUCCUUGGUCGGUUAAAGAGAAAUGUUGUGUAGAAUGGUGGUGGUUAACAGCCGGAAGAAGAAACCCGGUUUGGUUCCGGUUUACCUGAAUGUAUACGAUCUCACUCCCAUCAAUGGCUACGCUUACUGGUUAGGACUCGGUGUCUACCACUCUGGCGUUGAAGUUCAUGGGGUUGAAUACGGUUUCGGAGCUCACGAGCAUUCAACAACGGGAAUCUUCGAGGUGGAACCGAAGCAGUGUCCAGGCUUCACUUUCAGGAAGUCUAUUUUGAUUGGAAGAACAGAGUUGGAUCCUCAACAAGUCUGUGCCUUUAUGGAGAAGCUAGCUGAAGGGUACUGCGGAAACACGUACCAUCUCAUUACCAAGAACUGUAAUCACUUCUGCAACGAUGUUUGUGUUCGGCUGACAAGAAGAUCUAUCCCUAGUUGGGUUAACCGUCUUGCUCGCUUCGGUUUGUUCUGCAACUGUGUUCUGCCGGCAGAGCUGAACGAGACAAAGGUGAGGCAGGUGAGAUCAAAAGAGGAGAAGAUCCCGGAAGUGAAGAAACUUAGGAGCAGGUCAAGUAGGUUUCCACCUAGCUCUUCACUUUCUUCAUCAGGUUCUUUAAACCGAAACCGAAGAGGUGAAAGGAGAAGACAGUGUCUUCCUCCAACACAACCUGUGAGUGCUUAGCUCUAGUCCUUAUAAUGAUCCCAAGAAGUUAUGUUUAUGUGAACAAAUAUAUUUCUUGAUGAUAAUGGUAUAAGAUCUUCACAUUA
This is a messenger RNA of Brassica rapa (field mustard), 3233 nucleotides long. Its product is annotated as deSI-like protein At4g17486. Lineage: Eukaryota; Viridiplantae; Streptophyta; Magnoliopsida; Brassicales; Brassicaceae. Gene Ontology annotation, molecular function: deubiquitinase activity. Gene Ontology annotation, biological process: protein deubiquitination. The record is from RefSeq and is a predicted model, not a curated record.